CAUCAUUCUCCCAAACCUCAGCUGUACUCGGAAAUUUCUUUUUGCAAUGGCCGUUUUUCUCUGAGUUCCCAGAUUGAUUCAGUGUUAACGCCAAGCUGCAUCAUCAUCAGGAUGCAAUUGUCCUGGUCUGGUGCAACUGCGUAUGCACUGAAUCAGGAGUAAUAUUUUUUCAGGCGGUUUCCUCCCUUCCAGGAACCUAGGAAUGAAUACACAAUCUGGUAGCUGCGGUGUAGACCUCAGAGAAGUAGACAAUUUAAGUGCCGUUUCCAAUGGAACUAAUUUUGGGCAUUCAAUAGUGACCAGUCACGGUGAGAUUGAAGCCAAACAUCGAGCGAUCCUGGUCAAAUGGCUAAAUAGUCUUUUUCCUUCAUUAAACUUGCCAAAGAAUAUUAGGGACGAUGAGUUAAGAGAAUGCUUGAGUGAUGGCACAGUUCUAUGUCAGAUAUUAAACAAGUUAUCGCCUGGCUCUGUGAAUGUGGUUAGUGAUGGUGAUCAGUCUUCACAAUCAAACUCGGAAAAUAUCAAAAGGUUUCUGGCAGCUAUAGACAGUCUUGGGUUGCCUCAGUUUGGUGCAACAGAACUAGAGAAGGGAUCUUUGAAUCAUGUUGUGGACUGCCUUAUAAAACUUAGAAGUUUGCAUAGCUCUUCGGGAGAUGAUAACAUUUCAGUACUAAGUUUCAAAUCAGAGGGUUCCCGUGGACAUGCAUCUCGUAGUUCUCCAACAUCAGGAGAAGAGAAUAAAAGAUUUUCAUCUGAGUCAAAGUCAAAGUUACAACGUGUACUGCGUAGUGCAGGUAUUGGCAAUUGCUUUUACCCUAUGCCAGAGUCGUCAGGGGCACUAACACAGCAUGUUGUGCAUAAACUCCAUGAAUCGCAUCACGCAGGGCAUAAGUUCCAUGAGAUGUUUCAACUGAAAAAUGGAAGCUUGGUAGAUAUGCCUUCCUCAAAAGUUUCGGAGAUAAUGAAAUCAAACAGUAUAGAGAAUGCUUCCACUCAGUAUAUUCUAACUUUCAUGAAUGGUAUUCUAGAUGAAAGUGCUGAAAGAAGAAACGGUGAAAUACCUUACCGUGUGGUCCCCUUGCUGAAAAAGAUUGUCCAGGAAAUUGAGCGACGUAUAUCAAUACAGGCAGAACAUUUACGAACACAAAACAAUAUUUUAAAGGUUCGUGAUGAAAAAUAUCAAUCAAGAAUCAGAGUUCUUGAGGCACUUGCAUCUGGAACUAGAGAAGAAAGUGAGAUGGUUGCAAGCCAGCUUAAGCAGUUAAUGACUGAGAAGACCAAAGUGGAAGAAGAGAAGAAGGCUAGUGAGGAAGAGUUGAUUAGGUUGAAGGAAGAGAUGGACCACAUAACUACAAAAUUUUCAACAUUGAAGCAAGAGCUAGAAACAACAAAAGACACAUGCUUACAGUUGGAAGCAGAAGCUGAGGGUGCCAAAGGAGAACUGAAUCAGAAGUCAAAAGAAUACGAACUUCAAUUAAACGAUUUACUCAAUAAGGUGAAAGAACUUGAGACUUCUUCUGAUUCAAAGUAUCAUAAAUGGAACAUGGAGAAGAACCUAUUGCAGGAAGCUGUCGAUUUUCAAUUUAGUUCCCUGCAGAAAAUAAAAUUGUCUUGGCAAUCCAUUGUGCAAGAUAUCUUGAAAGAGCAAAAAAUGUACAUGGAAGAAAGCAAUCAAUUAGGUGUAAAUCUUAAACCACUAGUGGAUGCAGCUAAUAAUUAUCAUGUUGUUCUUGCCGAAAAUCGAAGACUGUUUAAUGAAGUUCAAGAAUUGAAAGGUAAUAUUAGAGUAUAUUGUCGAAUCAGACCAUUUAUUCCUGGACAAAGGGAAAAGAGAUCCAUCAUACAACAUACUAGUGAAAAGGAUUUGGUUGUAGCAAACCGCUCCAAACAAGGGAAAGAAGCACUUCGAUCAUUUAGCUUCAAUAAGAUCUUUGGUCCAACUACAUCUCAAGAGGAUGUAUAUUCUGACAUACAACCAUUCAUACGAUCAGUACUUGAUGGGUACAAUGCAUGCAUCUUCGCUUAUGGCCAGACAGGUUCAGGGAAAACUUACACUAUGAGUGGUCCUAAUGGAGCAACAGAAGAGACUUAUGGUGUUAAUUAUCGAGCUCUCAAUGACCUCUUUAGCAUUUCCAGCAGCAGAACAGGCUCCAUAGUCUAUGAGGUUUGGGUUCAAAUGGUUGAGAUAUAUAACGAGCAAGUGCGCGAUUUAUUGGCAACUGAUGCUUCUAAAAAAAGACUUGGGAUAUUGACCCAACCUCAACCCAAGGGCUUAGCUGUACCUGAUGCCAGCAUGUUCCGUGUUAAUUCAACUUCAGAUGUUUUGAUGCUAAUGGACAUUGGACUGAAAAACAGAGCAAUGGGGGCAACUGCUAUGAAUGAAAGGAGUAGUCGUUCGCACAGUGUGGUCUCAAUUCAUGUUCGUGGGAAAGAUAUACACUCUGGUUCUUCUCUGCAUGGUAAUCUUCAUUUGGUAGAUUUGGCAGGAAGUGAAAGGGUAGAUCGUUCUGAAGCAACUGGGGAUAGGCUUAAGGAAGCGCAGCAUAUAAACAAAUCAUUGUCUGCCCUUGGAGAUGUCAUUUUUGCCCUCGCCCAAAAGAGCUCCCAUGUGCCAUAUAGAAAUAGCAAACUUACUCAACUCCUGCAAAGUUCUCUUGGCGGUCAUGCAAAGACUCUCAUGUUUGUCCAACUUAAUCCGGAUGUAAAUUCAUUUUCUGAAAGUCUAAGUACAUUAAAGUUUGCUGAGAGGGUCUCUGGAGUUGAAUUAGGACAGGCACGAAGCACUGGAGAUGGCAAAGAUGUUAGAGAACUAAUGGAGCAGAUAGCUUUUCUCAAAAACACAAUUGCAUUAAAAGAUGAGGAGAUUGAGCAGCUACAAUCACUUAGAGAUGUAAGAAAUGUCUGUUCGGAGAGAGCCUUUUUGAGGUAUGGAUCUCCCUUUAAGGGCAGAGAAUCCAUAAGCAGAUCUCCUAAGAGGGACCAUACAGCAUCAGGGGGGAGAAAUACACAAUUAGAAGCUCAUUUCCAGCAGUCAAUGGAUGGCCUAAGACAAGACACUGAAUUUUUCCAGUUUCCCAGAGUUGCUGGGAACAGUCCUGAUAGGCCAGAGAUUUUCCGGUAUGCAAGUGAGGAUUAUGGUGGAAGACUGAGUGAUUUUUCCGACGGGGGCUUUGUAGGAACAGAAGCUGACGAUUUGUUUGAUAAUAAAGUUCACACUGAAAACAGAAAAUCGCCACUUCGCAUGGUGAAAUCAAAGCCAUCCCCAAAAACUGGCGGAGUACACACAGCUCACAAGAGUCCUCUAAGGGCAAAGAUCUUUCGACAUGGUAGUGCAGAUUAUGGGGCAACACCAGGUGAUCACUUUUCUGAACGGGGCUUUCGGAGAACCGUCACCGAUGAUCAGUUUGAUAAUCAAGUUGUCGCUGAAAACAAAAAAUCUCCUUUCCGCACGAUGAAAUCAAAGGUUGCAUCAAAAGUUACUCGAGUUUUGCCGAAAACGACCCAACCCUCACCGACUACCACAAAGGGGACGGCCAAGAAGUCACCAAGAAUUAAAAGAAGCAACAGUGGUGGACUUCCAAAAGGCACCAUGGGCAGAUUAGGAGGGAGAUAGGAAAGCCGUCAAAUGAAGGGAAAAUUGAAGGCUAAAUAUCAACGCGCCCAAAAUUUUUCAAUGAGGCUGUACAUUGUUUAAAAUUAGGGGGAAAAUACAAAUUGCCACUUGGAAUUUUCCGUGUUUCUGUUUUGUUCGUCAGUUUUUUCCUUGGAAAAUGAGAACAAUCCUCUCAAUUCCUGUACUUUUUUUUGGCCAA
Messenger RNA from Prosopis cineraria, 3812 nucleotides. Its product is annotated as kinesin-like protein KIN-14C. The record is from RefSeq and is a predicted model, not a curated record. The transcript is spliced from 25 exons. Gene Ontology annotation, biological process: microtubule-based movement. The coding region runs from base 203 to 3613 and encodes 1136 amino acids. Gene Ontology annotation, molecular function: microtubule binding; microtubule motor activity; ATP binding. NCBI's taxonomy places the organism in Eukaryota, Viridiplantae, Streptophyta, Magnoliopsida, Fabales, Fabaceae.